ACAAGUUUGCGAUUGCCCUCUACCCAGCUUGCUGCGAUGAAGCUUCUUGCCACUUCUUGGUUGCUGUCCACCUUGUUGGUGGGCGUAGUGCAGGCCGUUCCCCAUGCACAGCGAGACACAGUGUCCAAGGUGGUCAAGAGGGGAAUUGAGUACACUGUCUACCAUCAUGCAGCUACCGGAGCAAACUUGGAGAUAGUCAAGAACUCCGGAAUCUGUGAGACCACACCCGGGGUCAAUCAGUACUCAGGCUACCUCUCAGUAGGAGAGGACAUGAACAUGUUCUUUUGGUUCUUCGAAGCCCGCCACAACCCCAAAACGGCGCCUUUGACGGCUUGGUUCAAUGGUGGGCCUGGUUGCUCGUCUAUGAUCGGGUUGUUCCAGGAGCAUGGACCGUGUCGAUUUGUCAAUAACGAGACGACGCCGUCCUUGAACCCUUACAGCUGGAACACCUACUCAAACAUGAUCUACAUCGAUCAGCCCAUCGGGGUAGGGUUCUCGUACGGUAACGAUGCUGUGAAUAGCACAGUCACGGCUGCACCAUUUGUAUGGAAGUUGCUGCAAGCAUUCUUUGCCCAUUUCCCUGAAUAUGAGAGCCGCGAAUUCAAUUUGUUCACCGAGUCAUACGGUGGUCACUACGGCCCUGAAUUUGCUCACUACAUCCAACAACAGAAUGCCGGGAUCAAGACGGGCGCUGUUACUGGCGAGACUAUCAACAUCGGGUCUCUCGGCAUCAAUAAUGGCUGGUUUGACUCCACGAUCCAAGAGAAGGCUUACAUCACCUAUGCCUUGCAGAACCCCUACCGCCCCUUGAUCAAUGCCUCUGCGGGGGCCAAGUACUACAAGGACUACCAGGAAUACUGCGUCCCAGCCAUCCAAGCAUGCACGACUUUGGGGACCAACGCCGCGUGCAUCAAGGCCGGCGACAUCUGUGGCGACCUGAUCGACGACCCGAUCAUGGAAAGUGGCGAUUGGGAUGUCUAUGAUGUGCGCGAGCCUUCGGAUGACCCGUAUCCUCCCGAGACCUACUACUAUUACCUGAACAAUGCGGCUGUGCAGCGCGCGAUCGGAGCACGUCAAAACUACUCCGAAUGUCCCGAUGCUCCGUAUUACAAGUUUGCUGCCACAGGUGAUGGCACGCGAUCUUUCCUCGCGACCCUCUCCGACGUGGUUCAGACUGGCAUCAAUGUUCUUCUCUGGGCCGGUGAUGCGGACUGGAUCUGCAACUGGAUUGGCGGGUUUGGUGUGGCCAAUGCGGUGGAGUUUGCAGGCCAGACGGCUUUCCAGAACAAGACUCUCCAGCCCUACAAGGUGAAUGGGACAGAGAAGGGCACCUUUAAGACGGUCGGAAACUUUACCUUCCUCCGCGUGUAUGAGGCUGGCCAUGAGGUUCCCUACUACCAGCCGGAGACCGCCCUUCAGGUGUUUUCCCAAAUCAUCAAGAAGGUGCCUCCGUUUUCAACUUGAUGGAGCGGUGAGUUCAGAAUGGCCGCAUCCAAUGUUAUUGGCCAAUGCAAUGAUCACAGUGGCGGCGCCGCGUGCGCAAGUGAACUCGAAGUGAAUCUACUGGAUUUGCAGAGGCGGGGAGCCAAGAGAUUCCGCGUCGGACGGCAAAAUUGUGCAUACUAUCCGAC
Molecule: messenger RNA, 1631 nt
Organism: Aspergillus aculeatinus CBS 121060
Lineage: Eukaryota; Fungi; Ascomycota; Eurotiomycetes; Eurotiales; Aspergillaceae
Gene: cp6
Product: putative carboxypeptidase S1
Exons: 5
Coding region: 37-1464 (475 amino acids)
Biological process (GO): proteolysis
Cellular component (GO): fungal-type vacuole
Molecular function (GO): serine-type carboxypeptidase activity
Source: RefSeq, a predicted model, not a curated record